This is a messenger RNA of Pochonia chlamydosporia 170, 3624 nucleotides long. Its product is annotated as SH3 domain-containing protein. Gene Ontology annotation, cellular component: ESCRT-0 complex. The coding region runs from base 1 to 3624 and encodes 1207 amino acids. Lineage: Eukaryota; Fungi; Ascomycota; Sordariomycetes; Hypocreales; Clavicipitaceae. Gene Ontology annotation, biological process: protein transport to vacuole involved in ubiquitin-dependent protein catabolic process via the multivesicular body sorting pathway. The transcript is spliced from 3 exons. The record is from RefSeq and is a predicted model, not a curated record. Gene Ontology annotation, molecular function: protein binding.
AUGCCCGCACCCUUCCGUGUCAAAGCUCUCUACGAGUACUCCUCGCCCCACGAAGAUGACCUCAACUUUGGGGCCGGCCAAAUCAUCACUGUCAAUGAUGAGGAGGAUGACGAUUGGUACGGCGGCGAUUACAUUGACGACAAUGGCGUGAAGAAGGAAGGCAUAUUCCCUCGUAACUUCGUUGAAAAGUUCGAGCCUACUGCCCCGCCCCGGCCGACAAGAUCGCGAGCCAAGAAGGAGCCGGAAGCUCAUCCACCAGAAGAAGUUGCUGCGCCGGCACCGCCUCCGCCUGCGCCAGUUGAUGAGCCUGAGCCGGAAGCCGAGGUCGAAAAGGCAGAAGAACAUGAACCUGAACCUGAACCUGCUCCGGCCGAGCGCCCUGUCCCGAUUGUUCCAGUACCAAUACAAACCAAGGCCCCGGAACCAUCAUCUCCCGUGGCGGCUACAUCACCACCGGCGGCUGCUCCCCGGCAAGCUGAUGCCCCAGCCGCGAAGUCCAAGCCAGGUCCGCCUCCAGUUUCCGAAAAACCCUCGAGUAACUCGUUCAAGGACCGAAUCGCGGCCUUCAAUAAACCCGCAGCGCCACCCGUUGCUCCGUUUAAACCCAGCGGUUUAGGCGCGGGUGGUGGCUCAUCCGGAUUCGUGAAAAAGCCUUUCGUUGCGCCUCCUCCCAGUCGCAAUGCAUAUGUGCCGCCUCCGCGAGAAAAGCCGAGUACAAACAUUUAUCGCCGCGAGGAGGAUCCCGAAAUCAAAGAAAGGGAGGCCGAAGUCCAAGGUCAAGCCGAGAAAGCCGGUUUAGUUCCUGGCGAGCAUCCUCAAGAAGGUGGCGAAGAGGACCAACCAAAGCCUACCAGCUUGAAAGAGCGUAUCGCUUUGCUACAGAAGCAACAACUGGAACAGGCUCAGCGUCAUGCUGAUGCCGCAGCCAGGAAAGAGAAGCCGAAGAAGCCGGCAAAGAAGAAGCCAGAAGCUGCCCCAGCCCCUUCUGCCGAAGGAGAUGUAGAGGGCGACAAAGGUCCCGAAGAAGGACCUUUGUCACCUUCUUUGGAAAGGGUUGAAACCGAAGAGUCCCAGGCUAGAACCUCGACAGAUGAUGCUCAAGCCCGGGCACCUCCGCCAAGGCGAAGGGCAUCUAAAGGUCCUGCGGUCAGUGAGUCGCAUGACGGCAACGAAGCCGAUAUGUCCGGCGCUGGUGACACCACAGAGGGACAAGAUGAUACGACUGAGCGUGAAGAUAAUGAAGAGAUCUCACGACACAUAUCGCGUGUUCCAACGACAUCUACUACUGCUACAGCUGGUCCCCACGGCGGUAAGGAAGAAGGGAAUGCGGAAGAAGAAGAAGAAGAGGAGGACGAGGAGGAGGAAGAAGGGGAAGACGAAGAAGACGUCGAUCCUGAAGUAAAGCGAAAAGAGGAACUCAGGGCCCGAAUGGCAAAGAUGAGCGGCGGCAUGGGCUUCCAUGGCAUGUUUGGGGCUCCUAUGCCUCCAAUGGCCAAAGCUCCACCCAAAAAGAAGUCAGCUAAACCAGCCGAACCGUCUGGAGCCGGUGACGAUGGCCAGGAAACAGCCUCUCGCGCAGCACCCCCAGUCCCGACGCCGAUGGCUCUGCCUGGUAUGGGCAGUGCUCUUGCUUCUGGUCGGAGCCAUCAGGAGGAGGAAGAAGCAGAAGAGGAAGAUGAGGACGCUGAUGGUGAUGAAGCCACUCCAGUUCCAUCAAGGACGGUACCUCCUCCAAUUCCUGCAAGAGAACAGGCGAGUAAUGAAGAAGACGAAGACGAGGAGGGUGUGACAACCCCAGCACCUAUUUCUGAAGCCAUUUCACCCCGUCGUAGUAUAAGCGGUCCUCCACCUAUUCCCGGUGGUCGACCUGCACCUCCACCGGUGCCUACAGAGACUCGUGCACCACCACCACCUCCUCCAUCUGAUAUUAAGUCUCCCACCGAGGGAUCUGAAUCAGACGACGAGCUUUCCGGGGGAGCAAAGGAGAAAGACCCGGAACAAUCAGGCACCCAAACAAGACGUUUACCUCCAAUGCCACCAGCACCUGCCGCUCUCCCUCCCCGAUCACCACCACAGUCUCCCCGCGGGGAUGACGCAUCAGCGGGAGCUCAAAGUAAGCGAACCAGUCGACCGCCACCCCCGAUUCCAGGGUCGGCGCCGGCACCUCCUCCGGCCUCGAGCCGUCCACCACCACCACCACCUCCUGGCAGCUUGAGCCGGCAGGCAACCGCAGAUGUUCCUCCGGCUACACCAACACGACCGCCACAGGCGGGAGAGGAGGAAGACGAAGAAGUUACCGAGUAUGAAGGAGAUUAUGAUACCGAUAUUGCUUCCAGCGUUCCUCACAAGGAUGCGCUGAAGGCACACGCCCGAGAUUCGAGCACGGAUGAUAACACCCUCACGUCCCCGAUUCGAGAGGCUCCUCCAAAUCUUCCGCCUCCCAUCCCCUCGACAGCAGCCCCCCGAGCAGUCCCACCUCCUAUCCCCAGUCAGCCUCCUCCAGAUAAUAAGCGACGCUCAGUUGAUGUUCCUCGCGCAGCUCCGCCUCCACCACCUCCUCCAAAGGAAUCCGCGCCCACGACAGCUCCAGAGGGAGGCGACUACGACCCAUACAACUAUUCUUCACCUCCUCCGAUGGGAUCUAGUUACAGUCACAAGACGCCAAAAAUUGACGAAGAGGAUGCAUACUUCCCUGGACCAGCUGCAGCAGUACAGGCAUCUCCCCCUGAACGCCGUGCUCCACCCUCCGCACCGCCAGCCCGUCCUAGCAAUAAGCAGUCUGUAGAUAUUCCAAGGACAAGCACAAGUAAUAGAAGGUCCAUGGAUGCACACAGACCUUCUGUUGAGUCAGACUUUAUUGCGAAUGAUGUUGACCUUGGUGUCCAAAGCGGAUGGUGGCGGCAGACGAACCAGGUCCCACCCGUCUUCCAGGGACGAAAGGACAUUCACUUUGAAAGCGAGGAGACUACUACAACCAACCAAGGUUCCAAGACGGUCAUCACACGGGACGUCUUUGUGCUCUUCCAGGACUACUCACAAACUGUGGUUACGGUUCGAUACGACCCGUACGACCCAUCGGAUGUACAGUUGGAACAAAAGCACGAGCAACCGCCGCGAUCACUUCGCCAGGACCAGAUGGAAGAGUUUUAUGAGCGAUAUGGUAGACAAAUCUCAGAGGCAGCCACUUCCAGAAAGGACACCGUUGUUAGUGACGGCACGCCGCAAGGUUUUGUGAUGGAGCUAUUACGGCCGUUGAGCGGUGCGCUCCCCCCCGUUGGCACACGUUCAUACGGUGCUCUAGUCUACGCCAACAUGGCGAAUGCUUCUACACAACAGCAAGACGUGAUCCGAGCGGGAGACAUUAUAUCAUUCCGGAACGCCAAAUUCCAAGGCAAGCAUGGACCCAUGCACGCCAAGUACUCGGCAGAGGUUGGCAAGCCGGAUCACGUUGCGGUAGUCGCCGAGUGGGACGGAACAAAGAAAAAGGUUCGCGCAUGGGAGCAAGGAAGGGAGAACAAGAAGGUCAAGCUGGAGAGCUACAAGCUGGACGAUCUGAGGAGCGGCGAAGUCAAGAUUUGGAGAGUCGUCCCACGAACUUGGGUCGGGUGGAACAUCCAGCCAUAG